CGCCGGCCAACGCGCGCGAGGGAAGCUAUCAGCUCGGUGGUUAGCUCUCGCUCGCUCGAUCGCUAGGGGGGGUCUAAAAGGAUCGAGGCCGCGCGUGGGUACGUGUACAGUACAAAUGGCGCAGCUCCCGCCCAAGAUCCCGGUGGCGGCGCCGGUGCAGCACCAGCACUGGGCAGCCGCCGGCGACGCGGCGUGGGCGGAUGAGUUCGCCGAGUUCGCGGCGUCGCGGCGGGGCGCGCACCGCCGGUCGCUGAGCGACUCCGUGGCGUUUGUCGAGGUGGGGCCGACGGGGUGCGGGGCAGGGGAGUUCGACAGGCUCGACGACGACCAACUCAUGUCCAUGUUCCCCGACGAGGGCGGGUCGGCCCCGGGGUCGGACAACGGCGGCAGCGACAGCGACGGCGGUGACAAGCACGCCGCGGCGCGGAGCGACGACGGGCAACCGAACGACGCCCCCGCCGGCGAGCCGCAGCAGGAGCAGGCGGCGGCCUCGCCGACGGAGCUGAUCCGGGACCCCAAGAGAGUCAAGAGGAUACUGGCUAAUCGGCAGUCGGCUCAGAGGUCGCGGGUGAGGAAGCUUCAGUACAUCUCCGAGCUCGAGCGCAGCGUCACAACCCUGCAGAACGAGGUCUCCGUGCUGUCCCCUCGGGUGGCGUUUCUGGAUCAGCAGCGGACGAUCCUCACCGUCGGCAACAGCCACCUCAAGCAGCGGAUCGCGGCUCUAGCGCAGGACAAGAUUUUCAAGGAUGCUCAUCAGGAGGCGUUGAGGAAGGAGAUCGAGAGGCUGAGGCAGGUCUACCAGCAGCAGAACAUCAAGUUGUCCGGUGGUCUGGCCGCUGACCACGCACAUGCCCAUGGCGGCCCGCCGCCUGUGCGAGCAGAGAAGGAGCUCAUGAGCUAGCUGAUCAAUGCCUACUGUCCCCUGUGCAGUCUGCCUUUAGCAUUAACCUUGGAGGGAACAUUACAUCAUGAAGUUGGGGGUGUUUUCUUCUUUUCCUCUUCUUAUUCUCUUUCUUUUUUUUGUUAUUCUUUUUACAUUAACUUGUGUAUUCUUGAUUGGGAUGUUAAUUGGAGUUCUGGUUUACAUUGGGAAUUGUGGGAAAUGUCAAUAAGCAAAUGGAACUGCAAUAAGAUUCACUGUGA
Oryza brachyantha (malo sina) is the source of this 1143-nucleotide messenger RNA. RefSeq names its product basic leucine zipper 6. The transcript has 4 exons. Gene Ontology annotation, cellular component: nucleus. The record is from RefSeq and is a predicted model, not a curated record. Lineage: Eukaryota; Viridiplantae; Streptophyta; Magnoliopsida; Poales; Poaceae. The coding region runs from base 116 to 901 and encodes 261 amino acids. Gene Ontology annotation, biological process: positive regulation of DNA-templated transcription. Gene Ontology annotation, molecular function: DNA binding; DNA-binding transcription factor activity.